UUUGCCUGUGGGGCUUCUCAUCUAGGAUAGCCUCAGAGAGGAGAGUCUCAGCGGCAUCCAUUGAGAAUCGCCAUAGAGACUUCCUCAAUAUGCGGGCCAUUCACAUGUGCAUCAAUUGCUCCAUUCAUAAAUGUUUUUUCCUCUUUUAAAAACUGUCUGAACCCCCACCCCCCAUUAUUUGAGGUUAUUAAUGAGCCUCGACCUGAAUGUCUCACAGGAAAUCGAACAGUGAGUAUGAGAGCAGGAUGGCCCUGUCGCUUAGAGCUGAUUAAUCAAGGAACGGGCCGCUGCCAUCAAUUAACUGCUUGUCUAUCUAUUAAUUAAUUUUGUGUUGGAGUUCAGCAGAAGAGGAAAAGGGCCAGUUUCCAAACCGCUGCUGCUUCAGAUGUUUCACUUCUGCUGUCAAUAGGGAACUUGAGUGCAACACCGGUGACGCUGUCGGACAUCACUGCGGUUAGCCGGAGGUUCGUUAUGACGAUUCCCAGCAAUACGAGCACAAUCGAUCCUCCGGCACCGUGCUGACUGAGCGCAGUGAUUCUCAGCUGUGCUGGAUACUGCAAUGAAUGGCAACACUAUCCACAACGGGACUGGCGUGCCCUCAUCUGUAGCCCCCCCACCGCGGGGCUGGCAGGAGUUCUGUGAGCUGCAUGCCAUCGCCGCUGCCCGGGAACUAGCCAAGCACUACCGGCGUUUUGCCAGUGAGCGCCCGCGCCAUGAUGUGCCCUCACCCGACAGCUUCUUGAAGCAGUUCAACCAUCUGUUCCAGCAGUUCUUCUGCAGCGAGGUGGCUGGUGAGGCCCCUCUCCCGGCCCCUCCCCCGACGGGGUGUCGCCGGGUCACCUCUUUCUCUGGCGCUCUGGACUACCGGGAGGCUGGCCGGCCGGGGUCUCAGGCCCUCAUCACGGUGGUGGCCUUCAAAGGGGACCCGCCAACAUGCGGCAGCCCGCCGUCAGUUCCCUGUGAGCAGGAGCAGCCUCCGCGAUGCUCUGCCACAGACACUACCAGGCAUGAUCGUGGGCGGAGCCAGGAGGAGGCUGGCACCUCUGCUGCCGAACGGUACUCCCCACAACCUAUGCUCCCCCUCCAUCCCGGACACAGCGACCCCACACAUUUCUCUGUCAGGCAGAUCCGUUGUGAUGUGUGCCGGCUCUUUAAGAAACAGAUUCCUCGGCCGGCUGAUGGGGGUGGGGCUCCUGACGAAGGCCUCCCCUCUGGGACCUUGGCCACCCCCCUGGCUCAGAAGUCGCCCCCUGCUGGCAGCUUUUUGAAUCGUUUGGCCAACAAGUUCCGUGCCAGCCUAAAGCAGCGUUCCAGGCUCCGUGGUGUGUGCAAGGAGGGCCAGCUACGGUACCUAGUGGUGGAUGACACUAUCUCUGACGCUCAGCCGCGGUGGCAGCGCUGCCAGCUGCUGCUCCGUAAGGCGCAGGAAGGCCAGGUCACAGAUGGCUACCAGCUGGACCUGUAUGACCCGCCUAAGGCCUCCAGCCCGAAGCUGACUGCGCGCUUAUCAGACAUCUGCGAGGUCCGCCGCUGCAAACCGCUGGAGAUGCCGGACAAUGUCAACACAUUUGUUUUAAAGCUUAAUCACUCUCCGGGAAGCAUCAUUUUUGAGACGGACAGUGACCAGCAGGUCAGCUCCUGGACGACGGAGAUCAAGGAGCAUCUGAGCAGCAGAUCUGACGGCACGGACGUGGAGCUGACAAGCCCCACACCUGGGGACCUCCCUGCAGGAGCCAGGAGGGGAAGCUCGGAGUCCACCAGCCUAGGGUCAGCGCACUUUGCCCCAUUGGAACAGACGUACCAGAAGAUGGAUCACUUCCUGUCUUCAUACCCAUGGUUCCAUGGACCCAUUUCCCGGGUGAAGGCUGCUCACCUGGUGCAGACGUCCGGCCUGCAGGGACACGGUGUCUUCCUGGUGCGUCAGAGUGAGACCCGGCGAGGAGACUACGUCCUCACGUUCAACUUCCAGGGCAAAGCCAAGCACCUGCGCCUCUCCCUGACAGAAUACGGGCAGUGCCGCGUGCAGCACCUGCACUUCUCCUCCGUCACGGAGAUGCUCAGCCACUUCUGCCUGUUCCCCAUCCCGCUGGAAUGUGGCUCUGCCUGCAACGUCAAGCUCUCCAGCUUUGUGAUGGCCAGCCCUGCUUUACCAGGUCAGAGCUCCUCCCCCCCUGCUGGCAUGCUGGUGCCCUUCUCAUUGCACCGCUGGAGCUCGGAGCCCAGCCUGGCCCGCUGCAACCCUGCAGGCUGCCCCCGGGCCACCCCUGCCCCCGGCCCCGCCCCCUCUGGCUCUGGUGCCCAGCCCCAGCUUUCGACCGCCAUAGGGCCACCCCUCCUGCCUGGCCCCUCGCACCAGGAGCAGCCUGCUGCUGAGGGUCUGCGCCGCAGCGAUUCGGUGGGGCGCCGCCCCCUGCAGUGGCACCCCAACCCACGGCCGGCCCCAUCCCCACAGCGGGACUCUGACUACGAGCUGGAGCUGCUGGACAGGGGGCGCAAGAGAGCCAUCGACAACCAGUACAUGUUCCUAUGAUAGUGGCUGUCAGGUGGGGGCGAGGUGCUGCCUGCCACUGACAUACCUAUGAGGCAUCUUAUAUGAAUGUAUUUUAAACUUUUUAAAUUAAUUGUGAAUAAUAGCAUAUACAUAUUCAAACAUAUAUAUAUAUA
Paramormyrops kingsleyae is the source of this 2664-nucleotide messenger RNA. NCBI's taxonomy places the organism in Eukaryota, Metazoa, Chordata, Actinopteri, Osteoglossiformes, Mormyridae. The record is from RefSeq and is a predicted model, not a curated record.